This is a messenger RNA of Aspergillus chevalieri, 462 nucleotides long. RefSeq lists its product as uncharacterized. Gene Ontology annotation, molecular function: L-iditol 2-dehydrogenase (NAD+) activity. NCBI's taxonomy places the organism in Eukaryota, Fungi, Ascomycota, Eurotiomycetes, Eurotiales, Aspergillaceae. Gene Ontology annotation, biological process: D-sorbitol catabolic process. Bases 1 to 462 code for a protein of 153 amino acids. The record is from RefSeq and is a predicted model, not a curated record. The transcript has a single exon.
AUGCGCGGCAUCCAAGUUGCCCGCUUACAUCUCGGUCGGGGCGUCGUCGUUUGUGGCGCCGGUCCCAUCGGUCUCAUUGCUCUCGCCGCAGCGCGGGCCUCCGGUGCGCAUCCCAUCGUCGUGACCGAUUUGGAUGAGAAUCGUCUGGCAUUUGCAAAGGAAUUUGCUCCGACAUGUACACCAUACCAAAUUAACCGGAACCUGGAUGCGGAGGCUAAUGCCAAGGCGAUCCGGGCUUUGUUUGGAGACGAGGAAUAUUCUGCACCGGAAACUGUUCUGGAAUGCACCGGGGUUGAGAGUAGUAUCUGUACGGCAGCAUAUACAGCACGACGGGGAGGCAAUGUGGUGGUUAUCGGUGUGGGCAAAUCCAUUAUGAAUAAUCUGCCAUUCAUGCAUCUUUCCCUAGCCGAGGUACGUUACUCUUUCUCGACUCGCUCGAGUGUUUAUACUCACAGUGGAUAG